AUGGUCCACCUGUUUCUGGUUCGAAUACAAGUAUGCGUUAUGAUCAAAGUGAUAUGUGCAGCUGCUUGUCGACGUAGCUUAGCUUGGCCGCAGGAUACAGCUUUGCAGGAUCAGUCUAGUGUCCUACCACAUCUCAUGCUCUGUAUAGAAGAGAGGAUCCGUAGGUGCUGGUACAAUUGGGGCACGCUACUUUCACGUUGCGGGGUUGUUUUGAACGGAACAACGGAUUUGGGACGGAACGUUUCAAACGCGCCCUUGCCGGAGUACGUGGGUUGGUUUGACAGUGGAACAACGCCCCUGGACAACUUGGAGCUUGGAUUGCCAGACACAUAGAUACAACCGAAGAGCGUGGCUAA
Messenger RNA from Cantharellus anzutake, 356 nucleotides. RefSeq lists its product as uncharacterized. The transcript is spliced from 3 exons. NCBI's taxonomy places the organism in Eukaryota, Fungi, Basidiomycota, Agaricomycetes, Cantharellales, Hydnaceae. The record is from RefSeq and is a predicted model, not a curated record. The coding region runs from base 1 to 333 and encodes 110 amino acids.